GUGAAAGUUCAGCUGACUGGAUACACUUCUUCCAUCAACAAUCUAAAGUAAAGGUAAGCUUCUUAUUUACCGAGAACAGAUAAAACGGUAAAUGACUUGUUUUAGUUGUGUGUCAAACGUUUUUAAACAGCCUGGGACAUCAGGGUGCAAAGAAAGUCGGUUUUACGGCUUACCAUUCGGGCAAGUUGUUGCUAGUAUGUACUAACCCAAGAGUCUUUAUUAAAGUAGCCCCAAAAAAUUUUGGAUGAGCACCAUUGAUUGCAGUUCUUCUGUAAUUUGAAUUUCCCAAAAGCCAGUUAAGAACAGGAUUCACUAGCCCGAUUGCAAAAUCCACCAGCCCCGGGCUAUCGCACACGACUUUGUUUGCACGCUGUGAUUAUUACUAUAAUUUAUGCAGCUCGGUGUUUGAGCGCGACCAUUCAACCAAAUUUUCGACCGGUCCGACCGGGAAAAGUGGUCCACCUGAAAAGGUGGACCAGUUUUUUCGAAACUUUUCCGGUUGGACCGAACCGAUCCAUUGAGUUUUGGACCGAAAUUUCCGGAAAUUUUGGAUGAAUGGAUCGCGCCCCUUGUACAUGUUUUGUAUCCCGGGGUAGUGAUAUAUAUUUUCAUUACUUAGAGAGCUUGGAUCAACUUCUGAUCUAGUGAAUUCUAUUAAAAGCAUUGUUUACUGUUCAGUGCAGGCAGCUAUAAGACGACGGCGCCCGCCAGUUGAUCAUGGUAAUCAUGAGUAACGUGCAUUACCAUCCCUGUUAACAUGUGUUAAUGUAACUCUUUCGAUUCAAAACAGGGUGCAAAUUAAAGAAAGUCAUUUUUAAAGCUUGCCAUUCGGGCAAGCUGAAGCUAGAAUAUACUAGCCCAAAAGUCAUUUCAACUAGCCCCAAAAACAUUUUGAUGAGCAGAAUUGAUUUCACAGUUCUUCUGUAAUUUGAAUUCCUCAAAAACCUUCACUUGCCUUUCAGGCAAGUUAAGAUCAAAAUUCACUAGCCUGAUAGCAAAAUCUACUAGCCCCGGGCUAUUAGACACUACUAUCUUUGCAUGCGGCAAAAGUAUUGUUUGGUAUUGUUUGUUAAGUUAGUUUGAUUUCUUUAUUGUAUUUGCAUAUCGUAAUUUUAUAAAUGCUUUUAUAGAUUUACCCACUAUUAAUAGCGGGGCUCCCUCGCGCGCGAAGCGCGCGUGGGACAGAGCCCCAUACUCAUGGAAUAUGGUCAACCUCUUUUCUUUUGGUUGUCACGUGACUGACCGAGCGUACGUACGUACGUACGUACGUACGUGUCUACAGAUUGUACGGGUAGGGUAGGGGAGACUGUCAAAAGGAAGGGAGGGGUGUCUCAGGCGUGUCUUAGCAAAUCCACAUCUUUUACAUUGGCCAUUCACGAUAUGGCCAAUUGACAGCUGUCAAAACAAGAUAGCCACUGACCAGUAUCACAUUGCAAUAUCGGGGGCUCAUGUGUCAACUCAUCAAGGUGACGUGAGUUAUUUGGAAGCUGUCCGCUGACCAGUUGUUUUACUAGAUCGCGAUCAAUGUUCAAUCUCAUACUUUCUAGCUAGUUUGAGAGCACAGAAAAACUGAUAAUGCACACAUCCAUUAGACAUCAAUGUUUUGAUCAAUUGACAGCUGUCAAAACAGGGUAUCCGCUGACCAGUAUCACUUGACCGUAUCGCGGGCUCAGGUGUUAACCCAUCGAGGUCAAGUAUUUUUUUGAAGUUAUCCGCUGACAAGUUACUAGUUUUCAAAUGAUCGCAGGCUCAAGUUUGAUUUUUUUUCAUUCCUAUGAAAUAUGUUUUGUUUUUGGGCCGCACAAUUAAAAUUUUGAUUUAAAACUGACCUCGGACCCGAAAAUUCAGCCAGCUAUUACAGGCAAGACAGUUGCUUUUGACUUUGCUCACCAUGGUCACACGUUGGUCACGCUCUACAUCCAUUUUUAAGCUCUGAUUGGUCAAAAUUUGACAGGUGAGCUCAUGCGGAAAAUUUAUGCAGCAUUUUGAAUCUUGUUUACUUUGACAGCUGAAGCUGAGAGAGUUUUGUGUCAACUUGUGAUGUUUUUAACUGUCUUUUUCCACUGGAUGCACAAAAUGAAAUUUAGCUGCUAUCAGGAGCCUUCUGUUAUUCAUGGCUAGUUGGUUUUUGGUUGAGAAAUUAAUACAUCACUUGUCAAAGUCGGGAAUCCGAUUUCGGGUGUCAACGUUUUUGUCAGAUUUUUGUUUUUCACCUUGCUUGAUGCGCGUAGAGGCUGAAAACUCUGAAGCGAUACUGGCCUUCCUUGAUACCUUUCAGGAGCUGCAUCUCGAAUAGUAAGCCUCAGUAAUUAUUGUGUUUGAUGUUUGUUUUUUAUAUCUAAUUUAAAGAAGUCGAGCGUAUUUUAUGCGGCUAUGUAGUUUAUGCACGUUUGUAAGAUUUGAGACAAUUUGAUCUGACCACGAAUCAGGUAAACUUGAUAUAAGUUUACACAACUUUAAAAAGUCUAUAUUUAGUUAUAAUUCUGGCAGUAAAAGAAAGCUUUGAGCGAUUUUCUUGCCUCGAGUUCAUCUGUGAAAAAAGUAAAUACCGGGAAGCCGGCUUAAAACAUAAACUUUAUACGCUUUAAGCUUGAAGACUCUGGAUUUUUAGAGACACUUUAAUAUUUGUCUUCGUGAAUGAAAAAUGUUGUCUCUGUAUAUGUUUCGCCGAAUUAUAUUUCCUUUAUUGAUUGCUGGUAGUCUCUCUUGUAAUUUUAAUCGCUGUGCCGUUUGUUUUCAGUCGUUCAGUGAACAUCGCUUGCAGGAGUACUCAAAAUGCCGCGCGUAUCAAACGCUUUUAAAGAUUACAGAUCGAUAAAACCAUUAAAUAAAAAAUAAACAUAAUAAUUUCUUUAUUGUGUUGGAGCUUAACUCUAGUAUGUUCGUUCAAACAUUCGCUACAGCUCGCACUGCAAAAGUGAGAACCGGCUGGCUGUAUACGUGAUUUUGGACAUUUUUUUAACGGUUUAGCUAAAAGCCCACGCGUGCUUCGAUCGUCCUGAAUAUUGAAUGAAUGCAAUUUCUCUUGCAAAACUGUGAAAUACUGAAUUCUGUCUGAGGUCUGUAUGAUAAAAACAGUACCUCAUAGUACUGUUUCACCUCAGAUGUGAUGUAUAAAUGGUAUAAAAGGGUUGUUUACACGCAACCAGAUUUGUUGGCAAGAUUUUAUAAAGUAAACUUGUCGAACGCAAAAAAAUUCAACCAGAUUUUUUUUCCAGGCCUAAUUAAUCUUACGGUGAUCAAAAGCCAUUAUGGCUCUUAAAUGUGAUCGAAGAUGAUUGCUAUUUUUUUGGGUGUACAUAUGAGGUUAUCAACUCGAUGUAAGAUUUUGUUCACUCUUGGGCAGAUUGCAAAUUAUUUUUGUCUAAAAUCACUUAGCCUUUCCCUCAAAAGUCACAUGAAUGUGCUAUGUGCUCUUAAGUUAACUGAAUUGUGGAAUACAAGUUUAUUGUUUGAUUUAAAUUAUAAAUAUAUAAUGGGAGCGUCGCUUUUAGCCCUGGCUAAAUCUAUAUAUUAAUGUUCUAUACCAGAAACUAAGAUUGCAGAUGUUAAACUUUGUACAUGUAGGUUGCUAGGAACUCUGGAAUGUUUACCCUUGGAGAAUCAUCAUGGCAUUCAUUUUAAUCACAUGAUGCUUGUAUGUUGAAACAUCACAUAAGUAAAUACAGAUUAUUAAUAAUUGUGAUUAUAAUUUGUAUGAAAAAAGAAAACUAAUAAAUCAUGACACAGGAAAUAAAAAACAAGUCUCCCACUCACUUAGAAUUUCCAUUAACUCCCCUUAAGGUGGCUAUAGAUGGAUUUUUCUGGAACUAAACAAUUUCAUCUUUACCUUGCCUAGCCGAGUUUCUAAGAGAGAGUAGAUAUAUGUAAAUGUAAAUGUAAAUGUCGUGAUUGAGAGGACAAACAUACAUGUCCUCUUUACAUAGCUUUUUGCAGUGGGCUCGGACAUCAGCAUACUAAGGGAGCCGAUGGCAGCUGCUAUCAGUCCAUUUAUGAGCCCACUGAACCCUCCCAACCCAUGAUGAGUGAUGAUGUAAGUGAUGAAGAUAGACCACAACACCGGGAACUACGCCCCCUACUCUUUUCGAAUAGUGUGUGGGUUCUUUAACGUCCCACAGAGUUAUAUGUGAACAAGGUUUGUGAGACGGGACCUCCGGUUUAUAGUCCUUAUCCGAGAAGACUUGAAAGUCUAAUCAUUUGCAGAUGUCAUUACUAAGACAGCACUUUCUCCUCAGUUAUUUUUAAGACCCUGAGUGUUGGUCCGGCCAGGAUUCAAACUCGCAACCUCCCGCUCAGCAGACGGGCGCUCUCCCAACUGAGCUAACCACAGACUGCAUUCUACUAUGCUGACUGCAAAUUAUUUAGGACCAUGUUGUUAUUCUUCACAGCUGUAAAAAAAAGGUAAUGGACCUAAUAAAGAAUGGAUGGUUUUCUGAGGUCAAUGACGAAUGGCCAGGAGAAGCUUUUUCCCUUGAGGUCGAAGAAAUUCUUUACACAGGAAAAUCAAAAUACCAAGAUAUUUUGAUAUUUAAAAGGUAACAGAAGUAAUUUCAUCGUGAUAGGCAGCACGAUUUGACAUGUUAGAUUCAUAGAGAGACUUUAUCACACACUUGUGAUAACUUUUCCUGAUUAUUCAUUCAAUGAAUAUUGAUUUGAGGUGAUGCAUUUACAAGUAUAAUCAACCACUGUAACUCACUAAAAAAAGGAAAACGUUUAGGGAUAGAGUUUCAGGGGUUGACACAGACUAUUGCAUCCAGGUUUUGUCAUACAGCCAUUAAUAAUAAACAUAGUUGACCUAAAAAUGCACAAAUGGAUCACUUUGCUAGAUAUGAAUGAAUUAGUCCCACAUGAAGGUUGAGGUCAUCAAUGCCUAUAUAUUUGCAUCAACCUCUUAGAAGAGUUUUGGGGGAUGUUAAUUCCUGUUCAUGGUAAUUUUCCUAUCUUAGGUUAUAGAAAUAUAUGAUCAACCUACAUGUAAUUACCUCUGAAAUGUCUUUUAGUAAACACCACGGGAAAGUUCUCGUUCUGGAUGGAGUUAUUCAAUGCACUGAUAGAGAUGAAUUUUCUUAUCAAGAAAUGAUCACUUUUCUUCCACUCAAUUCCCAUCCUUGUCCCAAAAAGGUAAAAACUGAGCAUACAGAAGUUACUUCAAUCAACCUUCCAAGUUGUGACCAUUUUGGUCGCCAUGGCACCUAAAAUGUUUGAGCUGGCGACUUGAUCUGUAAAAAAGUCUCCCUUAACCAAAAGAGUUGGCGGAAUGGUGACUGAGCGAAAACCUUAACUUGGAGGGUUGUACUUGACUUGAGCUAGUUGGAUUUUACUAUUAAAAAUAAUUAUUCCUCCGUCGUAACUUAGUUUAUUUGAGAUUAACAUUUUCAACAUUUUAAUGUCACCUGUGAUAGUUUAAUAUUUGGUCAUUUAGCAAUGCACUAUUAAACCACAAGCACAGUCUUAAAGAAGUGUACCAUUAUUUUUUGGAACUGUCAUUAUUUUGUUCAAAAGCAUUUUGUAGCUUAUAUUUUUUCUUUUUCGUUAUAGUGUCAACAGUAUAAUAUCGUUAAUUGAUUAAUUUAAUGUAAUUUACCUAAUAUGAUCUGACCUGACUGGUGGAUUGUAUUUUAAUGCAUGGUGUUUUUUUUAAUCAUCAUGUUUAUGGUCAACCCUUAAUCAUCAUACAGUAGUAUUCUAACUUUAAUACUGUUGCUCAACACUUAUACUAAAUUAUUAGUUUAUUGCUGAAACCGUCAUUUUGUCUUUUUCAGGUUCUUGUUAUCGGUGGUGGAGAUGGAGGAGUCAUAAGAGAGGUGUCCAAGCAUCCAGCCGUUGAAUCCAUUGUGCAGUGUGAAAUAGAUGAGGUAAGUAAUCUCGAGGGUACAAAGAAAGUCAGUUUUACAGCCUUCCAUUCGGGCAAGCUGUAGCUAGCAUUUACUAGCCCUCAAGUCAUUUCAACUAGCCCCAAAACCCUUUUUGAUUAGCAGGAUUGAUUACAAUCCUUCUGUAAUUUGAAUUUCCUCAAAAAACAGCACUUACCCUUCGGGCAGGUUAAGAACAAAAUUUGCUAGCCCGAUAGCAAAAUCCACUAGCCCCGGGCUAUCGGACACGACUUUCUUUGCACACUGGUAAUGACAAUGACGUUACCUUACAAAUGAUUUAUAUAAAGAAGGCAGUAGGGUGCAAAGAAAGUCAGUUUUACAGCUUGCCAUUCGAUCAGGCAAGCGGUAGCUAGCACAUACUAGCCCAAAAGUCAUUUCAACUAGCCUGAAAAAAUUUUUGAUGAGCAUUGAUUACCGUUCUUCUGUAAUUUGAAUUCCCCCAAAAAACUUCAUUUGCCCAUCAGGCAAGUUAAGAAUAGAAAUCACUAGCCCAGUAGCAAAAUCCACUAGCCCCAGGCUAUCAAACACCACUUUCUUUACACGCUGAGGCAGGGUCACUUACCAAACGGGAGGCACAAGUGGCUAGCACCAACCUCAAGUCUUGUCAUAACUCUGUUUCAAAGGAUAUUACCAUUUUCACCCCUCUAUGUGUGUCUUUGAACCCAGGUAGGUACAUGUAUAAAUGGGUACAGAGGACAACCUUCCAGGGUUAAAUCCUGUAAUGCACAAGCAUCUCAUCAAGUUAGUUGGGGGUGGGGAAGGGGGUAGGGUGGUGGGAGUAGAGAUUCUCCUUACAGGAGUAAACAUUUUACUAAUUUCUUUGUAGAAGUCUUUGUGAUAAAAAGAAAAAAAAACUUAAUUCUUUGAUUUAAUCAGAUUUAAUUGCCACUAUUAAUGUUAAUUUUUGUUACUAUAAAUUGUAGUUUUCUUUUGCUUGUAAAUAUUUGUUGUUGUUGUUGUUUUUGUUACUGGUUAGCUACUGUGUUUUGUCUUAAAAUCCUUUUUCCUGCAUAUAUUCCCUUUAGCAACAUAACCUCAAAGCUACUAAGAUUCUCUUGCCCCUCCAUACCACUCCACACCCCACCAUUCCGCUCAGCUCAAUCCAAGAUGCUGAACACAUGUGUUGGUCGUCACAGAGUCAUUGUGUACUUACUGUCUUUUUUUUUAUCUGGCAGGAAGUGAUUAAUGUAUGUAAGAAGCAUUUACCAAAUAUGGCAAAGGGAUACAGUUCACCUAAACUGACUCAGUAUAUUGGGGAUGGCUUUGAGUACAUGCGGCAACAUGAAAAUGAAUUUGACGUUGUCAUUACAGACUCAUCAGAUCCUGUUGGUAUGUAUCAUCAUUAUCAUCAUCAUUGUCAUCGUAGUAUUCGUCAUCCCCCAAUUUGGGAGUAGGAAACGGGCAUGCAUAUGACCAAAUCAGUAUUGUUCAGUGUUGUUACAAGUUUUGCAUUUCCUGUUAGGCUUUUCACAGUCUGAUAACCCGCGACCGGCGAUGUCAAAAACGUCUUUGGAUUUCCUUUGGAUUUUGGGUUUUCUGUGACGUCAAUCAAAAUGUGAAGAAUCGGCGCUUUCUCGCCUUCACAUCUUAGCGGACCUCUUAGGAAACAGGUCAACGUUUGUGAUUGUGAUUGAUAUAUUUCGAUCCGUUUUGCGUGUUUCUAUGUUCCUUGCUUUUGAACUUCAGGGUUCGGUCGCGUGAUUUUGAAAAACAGCAAGUUUUACAUUUAUCGCUCUAAGUUUUUUCAUUUUCUUUUAUAUAAUGAAGCGUGACAAGUUUAGAUUGUUCCUGUAGAGCUUCCAAAUCCAGAAGAAACACAGAUAUGGGAAAGUGAAAACUAAUCAGUACGUUCUCCCUAACAUUUACUUUUGCAGCUUCUGCUCGUUAUUGUAGCUGCCGCCUUCAUUUCACAAACACGGUGGAUGCUACGGUAACGGUUUGAUUAACGUCGCUGAAAAACCCAAAAUCCUGAAACGUUUUUGACAACGUAGGUGGCGUGUUAUCCCAAACAGCUGUGAUUGUUGCUUGCAUUUUACUUCCUGGAGAACAUAUCUGUUGCAAAUUUGGAUUUUAACUGUAAAAGCAUCAUGUGAGAAUUGCUUUGUGUAUACAGGUAGUAUAUUGUAGCGACUCAGCAGUAAGCUGUGCCUCAUUUUCCUUGUUAAACCUUGUAACAUCAUCAAAACUUAAAGUAAAUUCUUCACUUUUUUCUUUUUUGUUAGGUCCAGCGGAGCCUCUUUUUAAAGAACCAUAUUAUGAGCUUCUGAAAAAGGCCUUAAAACCAGAUGGUCUCCUUUGUUCUCAAGGUAGUCGCGCAACUUUCAGUGUAGAUGCGCUUUUGGGUAGUACGUAAUAAGCUGUGCAAGGGAUAAAUUCCAUUCAAAAGCUCAAUAAUAAUUCGUAAAGAAAAAACAAUAGAAAUUAAUGUUUUUUGACUGUCUUUGUAUCUGAUAAAGACGCGGCUAAACUUUUCGUUCAAUUUUUUAGACCAUAAUAAUCCCAAAUCUAAAUAUUAGCACAAGAAUGAGUUGAUCUAUAUCACAGAAUUUGAGGCCGUUCAACAAACUCGCAGUCGUAUAUUAUCAUGUUGAAAAACUCGGGGCGACUACACUCCUGUUCGUUUUUUAAACAGUACUUAUAGCCCAUCCAUUAUCGCUUCUAAUCACUGUAGACUAGAUAUAUUGUGAAAAAAAAAUUUCCUUGCGAGAUAAUUUUGGCUUAUCUGUAAAAAAGCGAUUAUUUCAAAGCAGAACUGGUGUACAUUUGUUCAGUUGCUCUUGACUAAUAAAGACGAUCUACACCAGCAAGAUCAAGAAAAGCAACUUUAUCUAUUUAUUUUCUUCCUCACUGUUUUGCUUUUGGAUAGUUGUUAGCUUUGGAUGAACGUUGCGGAUAAUACUGUAUACCACUUAACUUUUUUUUGUAAAUGUGUCAACUAUGGAUACAAUACAAUGCCAGCUGACAAACAACCAAACGCUGCUUGAGAAUACACAUAGGUAUACAGCUAUUUCGAGAAAGGUUGUAGGAAAAAAUGUGCAGCGACAAUCCCGAAAGGUAAUAUGGGAUAUGAUCAAUACACUGUUCCUGACGACUGUAGCUGUCGAUCCUACUUUUAUUGCUUUCCUUUAGCACUCGCAAACACAUUUCCUUCCAGGAUUGUCGCAUGCACUUUUCCCGACAACCUUUCUCGAAAUAGCUGUAUACAACACCUGAAGAAGAAUCAUGAGGUUAUCCCUAUAAUUUAGAUCUCUUCUUACAGAUAACCCACCCAGCCCUAAACCACCAGGAGUCCCCAUUUUUCCUCAGGGAUAGUAGAGCGAUCGAAACGCGAGCGCGCGUGAAAAUCAUCGCCCGUGAGAAAGGCGAGACGCGAGGUAUUGUUGGCCACACCACCCAGGUCUACGUCCCUUACUCUUUUCGAACAGUGACUUGGGUUCCUUUACGUCCCACAAGCACCAGACAAGUGAAAGUGCUGUGAGACUUAACCUACGGUUUUAUAAUGUCCUUUUCCGGGGUGACUAGAAAGUCUAACCGUUUGCGAAUGUUAUUACAAUGGCAGUAUUUUCUUCUUGGUUAUUUAAAGGCCUUGAGUGCUUGUCCGGCCUGGGUUUGAACCCGUGACCUCACGCUCGGUAGACCGGCGCUUUCCUAACUGAAGUAAGCAGGCGUGGUGAGAAAUGCUAAAAAAAUCGUUUUAUGUCUUCUGUUGAUUAAUUUGCCUUUCUUGUUUAUUUACAUUUUUCAUAUUUUAUUAGGUGAAUGCAUGUGGCUUGAUCUACCGCUGAUUAAGUCUGUGUUAGAAUUCAGCAGAAGAUUAUUUCCUGUGGUUAGUUAUGGCUACACUACAAUACCCACCUACCCCAGUGGACAGAUAGGAUUUAUUCUCUGCAGUAAGAACAGGGUAGGAGGCAUUUAGAGUGAAUCGAUUCCUAUAGGCAUGUUUAGCGUAAAAACAGGACUGUAUUAUUCAGAACGCCAAGUAUAAUAGAGUUAAAUAAUUAGAGGAGAGAUUUUUCCCAUUCUCUUUAGAGAGUUUCCAGAUUUUGGAUAUGAAAAUAUGCAUUUUUUUUUCUUUUUUCCCCCUUCCUUAUCCCAUUUGCGUUUUCAUUUUUAGUUCACAAGAUUUGAUAAUCCAGUUACUGUAUUUACUGAUGAAGAACUUGAAAAAAUGGAGCUUAGAUAUUACAAUGUGGAUGUUCACAAGACAGCAUUUACCUUACCACAGUUUGCAAAAAAGGUAAUUUUUUAUUUCUCGUGUUAG
Messenger RNA from Porites lobata, 10134 nucleotides. The record is from the annotation of a GenBank genome assembly. NCBI's taxonomy places the organism in Eukaryota, Metazoa, Cnidaria, Anthozoa, Scleractinia, Poritidae.